AUGGUUCAGAACUUCACUCUCGUUGCUGUCAAGCCGGGCUCUCCCAUCGACAACAGCCCCAUCACGGCAACCCAAUCCGGCCUGCACCUCAAAUCCCACGAGCAACCCGCAAUAUUCCAACUCAAGGGAGAUGAGUUGUUUCUGUACAACGAUCCGCCAGCACAGAAACUCUACACAGACCGUUCUGGAAUGGGCCAGGGCAUCCUUCAGUACACUCGCGAUGCUGCAGCAGCCGCCACCCUCAACCCUAACCGCAUCGAGCAAAACGGUUGGGCUGUUCACGGUGACCGCCUUCAGCUAAAGGGUACCAACUUCCUCGCCACCCCUGGCGGCAGUGGUGGCUCCUGGGCUGUCUGGAUGAACACCGGCAACCCAAACCCUGGAGGUCAGUCAGGUGGUGUAGAAUUCGAGGCGAAGAUCGUGCCUGUCUCGCAUCCUACUGGCCAUCAUUACUCGACCUUGUAA
Messenger RNA from Lasiodiplodia theobromae, 465 nucleotides. Its product is annotated as Cell wall protein. The transcript has a single exon. The record is from RefSeq and is a predicted model, not a curated record. NCBI's taxonomy places the organism in Eukaryota, Fungi, Ascomycota, Dothideomycetes, Botryosphaeriales, Botryosphaeriaceae. The coding region runs from base 1 to 465 and encodes 154 amino acids.